CACAACUGCCAGCUUUCAACACACAGGAACUUCCGCAGGUCUGUCAUGAUGCUACGACUCCUUGUUGCUUUGACGGUGGCUGCUUUGUCAACAGAGGUCUACUCCACCAACAGUGUAAAAUCCACCAACUACAGUGAAGAUCAGGUCAUACUGAAAGCUCUGAGAGAUUUAAGCCAUGUAUCAAUACUACCAUCAACAACGUUGUCUGGAAAUGUACCUGCUGAUAAAGUCCAGUCAGCUGAUAGAAAGUUUCCCAGGGCAAGAUGGUGGAUCCCAAAGGUUAUCCUCCCACAGACUGUCAAGAAACAUCAAGACAUGUCCUCAUACAACUUCAACUCCUUUGGUCUCCGUUACGGAAAAUGACUUAUGUCUGUUGUUAUUCUAUGUUAGAUCUGAUAUUUUCACUGACUGUAUUUUAGUUUAAUUUAUACAUUCAGAGCAGGGAAAGAAAAUAACUGUCACUGUUAAAGGCUCAAUAAAAAUGUCAUUAAACGAUUA
This is a messenger RNA of Scomber japonicus (chub mackerel), 498 nucleotides long. RefSeq lists its product as uncharacterized. The transcript is spliced from 3 exons. NCBI's taxonomy places the organism in Eukaryota, Metazoa, Chordata, Actinopteri, Scombriformes, Scombridae. The record is from RefSeq and is a predicted model, not a curated record. The coding region runs from base 46 to 363 and encodes 105 amino acids.